AUGAAGAGAGAGGUGGCGACAAUGAUGACGAUGAUGAUGGCUGGGCUCAAUGAAGGUCAUGGAGCAGUUCUGCUGUUGGGUGAGGUGGGUCCCUCCCUCCCUGGACUAGAGUGGGAGUGCUUCGGCUUGUGGCCAGCACAGGCAAGUACACACGAGAUGGGCGGCUGCCACGUUGGCCACGUCUGCGGAUUCGAACAAAGCGGACAAGAAGCUGAACUCGUUGUGACUUGGGCUGGAACCGAUGUGUCGACACUUAGUGUCCAGUUGCAGCGCCAUUUCCACGGCAAGACCGAGGUUAAAAGACGUCGAUCACGACAUACAGGUGAUGCCUAG
Peronospora matthiolae is the source of this 333-nucleotide messenger RNA. The record is from the annotation of a GenBank genome assembly. Lineage: Eukaryota; Oomycota; Peronosporomycetes; Peronosporales; Peronosporaceae.